Messenger RNA from Protopterus annectens (West African lungfish), 6034 nucleotides. Its product is annotated as myosin-4-like. Gene Ontology annotation, molecular function: ATP binding; cytoskeletal motor activity; actin filament binding. NCBI's taxonomy places the organism in Eukaryota, Metazoa, Chordata, Ceratodontiformes, Protopteridae. Bases 111 to 5927 code for a protein of 1938 amino acids. Gene Ontology annotation, cellular component: myosin complex. The record is from RefSeq and is a predicted model, not a curated record. The transcript is spliced from 41 exons.
CUGCAAGUACAAGUUUUAUCUUUCAAGGAACAUCUCUCUCUUGCUCUCUCUCAAGACUGCCUCAGGCCAAUACAACUCUUUUAUCUUGAAUACUUCAGUGAGCUGCAACCAUGAGUUCAGAUGCAGAAAUGGAAAUAUUUGGCGUUGCUGCCCCCUUUCUCCGAAAAUCAGAGAAAGAAAGAAUUGAAGCCCAGAAUCGUCCUUUUGAUGCAAAAUCAGCCACUUUUGUUAUAGAUGACAAAGUAGCAUAUGUUAAAGGUGCUAUUCAAAGCAAGGAGGGUGGCAAAGUCACUGUUAAAACAGUGGGUGGCCAAACUGUAACAGUUAAGGAAGAUCAAGUCUUUCCACAGAACCCUCCCAAGUUUGAUAAAAUCGAAGACAUGGCCAUGUUAACACACUUACAUGAGCCAGGUGUGCUGUAUAACCUCAAAGAUCGUUAUGCAGCCUGGAUGAUCUAUACCUAUUCUGGCCUUUUCUGUGUCACUGUUAACCCUUACAAGUGGUUGCCAGUGUACAACCCAGAAGUGGUUGGUGGGUACAGAGGAAAGAAGCGUCAGGAAGCCCCUCCCCACAUCUUCUCCAUCUCUGACAAUGCAUAUCAGUUCAUGUUAACUGAUCGUGAAAACCAGUCAAUCCUAAUCACUGGAGAAUCUGGUGCUGGGAAGACUGUCAACACGAAACGUGUCAUCCAGUACUUUGCAACAAUUGCAGCCCUGGGUGAUAAGAAGAAAGAAACAGAGGGAAAGAUAAAGGGAACCCUAGAAGAUCAAAUCAUCCAAGCUAAUCCCUUGUUGGAAGCAUUUGGCAAUGCCAAGACCAUAAGGAAUGACAACUCAUCCCGCUUUGGUAAAUUUAUCCGAAUACACUUUGGAACUACAGGAAAGCUGGCAUCUGCAGAUAUUGAAGCCUAUCUUCUAGAAAAAUCUAGAGUAACAUUCCAGCUGUCCGCAGAAAGAAGCUACCACAUCUUCUACCAGAUUACAAGUAAUCAUAAGCCAGAGCUGAUAGAGCUUCUUCUGAUUACAACUAACCCAUAUGACUAUCCAUUCGUCAGCCAAGGUGAAAUUACAGUGCCUAGUAUUGAUGACAAAGAGGAAUUAAUGGCAACAGAUAGUGCAAUUGACAUCCUUGGUUUCAUCCCAGAGGAAAAGGCUAGCAUCUAUAAACUGACAGGUGCAGUAAUGCAUUUUGGGAACCUGAAGUUUAAGCAGAGGCCACGGGAAGAGCAAGCUGAACCAGAUGGAACAGAAGUGGCUGACAAAGCUGCUUACCUGAUGGGCCUAAACUCAGCUGAUUUACUCAAAGCCUUGUGCUAUCCAAGAGUGAAGGUUGGAAAUGAAUUUGUAACCAAAGGCCAGACAGUGGAACAGGUCCACAACUCUGUUGGUGCCCUCGCUAAAUCUGUCUAUGAAAAAAUGUUCUUUUGGAUGGUUUAUCGCAUCAAUCAGCAGCUGGAUACUAAACAACAGAGGCAGUACUUUAUUGGUGUCCUGGAUAUUGCUGGAUUUGAAAUUUUUGAUUUUAACAGCUUUGAGCAGCUUUGCAUCAACUUCACCAAUGAAAAGCUGCAACAGUUUUUCAACCACCACAUGUUUGUACUGGAGCAAGAAGAGUACAAGAAGGAAGGAAUCGAAUGGACAUUCAUUGACUUUGGCAUGGACCUGGCUGCGUGCAUCGAGCUGAUUGAAAAGCCUAUGGGAAUUUUCUCAAUCCUUGAAGAGGAGUGCAUGUUCCCCAAAGCUUCUGACCAGACCUUUAAGAAUAAACUAUAUGAUCAGCAUCUUGGAAAGUCCAACAAUUUCCAGAAACCAAAGCCUGUUAAAGGAAAGAAGGAAGCUCACUUCUCAUUGGUGCAUUACGCUGGUAUUGUGGAUUACAAUGUUUCUGGGUGGCUGGAUAAAAACAAGGACCCCCUGAAUGAGACCGUCGUUGGACUGUACCAGAAAUCAUCAGUGAAAGUACUCGCUUUCCUUUAUGCUUCAUACGCUGGAGGUGGUAGUGAAGGUGAAAGUGGAGGCAAGAAGGGUAAGAAGAAGGGUGCUUCCUUCCAGACAGUGUCAGCACUUUUUAGGGAAAAUCUGAACAAGCUGAUGACAAACCUAAAAACUACUCAUCCUCACUUUGUCCGCUGCAUUAUUCCAAAUGAGACAAAGACACCAGGAGAACUGGAUCAUCAUUUAGUCCUACAUCAGCUGAGAUGUAAUGGUGUGCUGGAGGGCAUCAGGAUUUGUAGGAAAGGAUUCCCAAGCAGAAUCUUAUAUGGUGACUUCAAACAAAGAUACAAGGUGUUAAAUGCCAGUGCAAUACCAGAGGGACAGUUUAUUGACAGCAAGAAAGCAAGUGAAAAGCUACUGGGUUCCAUUGAUGUUGACCACACCCAGUACAAAUUUGGGCACACCAAGGUUUUCUUCAAAGCUGGUCUGCUGGGUACUCUAGAAGAGAUGCGAGAUGAGAAACUGGCCCAGCUUAUCACUCGUACUCAGGCUGUUUGUAGAGGAUAUCUGAUGAGAGUGGAAUUCAAGAAAAUGUUGGAUAGGAGGGAAGCAAUAUUUACUAUUCAGUAUAACUUCCGUUCAUUCAUGAAUGUCAAGCACUGGCCUUGGAUGAAACUUUUUUUCAAAAUCAAGCCUUUGCUGAAGAGUGCAGAAUCUGAAAAGGAAAUGCAAAACAUGAAAGAGGAAUUUGAAAAGCUAAAGGAAGGCUUUGCAAAGUCUGAGGCAAAGAGAAAAGAACUUGAAGAGAAAAUGGUUGCACUUCUACAGGAAAAGAAUGACCUUCUUUUGCAAGUCCAAUCAGAAGCUGAAACUCUUGCUGAUGCUGAGGAGCGAUGUGAGGGGCUCAUUAAAACCAAAAUACAAUUUGAAGCCAAAGUUAAAGAGGCAAUGGAGAGGCUCGAAGAUGAAGAGGAAGCCAAUGCUGAACUGACCGCAAAGAAAAGGAAACUGGAAGAUGAGUGCUCCGAACUAAAGAAAGAUAUUGAUGAUAUGGAACUUACUCUGGCAAAAGUGGAGAAGGAAAAGCAUGCCACUGAAAACAAGGUUAAAAACCUCACUGAAGAAAUGACUUCUUUAGAAGAAAAUAUUAUCAAACUGACCAAGGAAAAGAAAGCCCUUCAGGAAGCACAUCAGCAAACACUGGAUGAUCUACAAGCUGAAGAAGACAAAGUCAAUACUCUGACCAAGGCCAAAUCCAAACUGGAACAGCAAGUAGAUGAUCUUGAAGGGUCUUUAGAACAAGAAAAGAAGCUCCGGAUGGACCUAGAAAGGGCAAAGAGAAAGCUUGAAGGUGACCUCAAGUUGGCUCAAGAAACAAUAAUGGAUUUAGAAAAUGACAGGCAACAGCAGGAAGAAAAACUGAAGAAGAAAGAGUUUGAAACCAGCCAGUUACUUAGUAAAAUAGAAGAUGAACAAGUACUUGGGGUUCAGCUACAGAAAAAGAUUAAGGAGCUGCAGGCACGUAUUGAGGAACUUGAGGAAGAAAUAGAAGCAGAGCGUGCAGCACGUGCAAAGGCUGAAAAACAAAGAGCCGAAUAUGCCAGAGAACUGGAGGAGAUCAGUGAACGACUAGAGGAAGCUGGCGGAGCAACAUCAGUCCAGAUUGAAAUGAACAAAAAACGGGAAGCAGAAUUCCUGAAACUGCGUCGGGAUCUUGAGGAGGCUACAUUGCAGCAUGAAGCCACAGCUGCUGCUCUUCGGAAGAAACAUGCUGACAGCGUUGCAGAGCUUGGAGAGCAAGUCGACAACCUGCAGCGUGUUAAGCAGAAACUGGAGAAGGAAAAGAGUGAACUGAAGAUGGAAAUUGAUGACUUAGCAAGUAACAUGGAAUCAGUUUCUAAAGGAAAGGUAAACCUAGAAAAGUUGUGCCACAGUAUGGAAGACCAAUUAAGCGAAGCUAAAACCAAGAGUGAAGAAAGCCAACGUAUAAUUAAUGAUAUAAAUAUUCAAAGAGCUCGUCUUCAGACAGAAAAUGGAGAAUUUGCUCGACAAAUAGAUGAGAAAGAUGCCUUAAUUUCACAGCUUUCAAGAAGCAAACAAGCCUUUAUACAGCAGAUUGAAGAUCUGAAAAGGCAACUAGAAGAGGAAAUUAAGGCUAAGAAUGCCUUGGCCCAUGGCUUGCAAUCUUCCCGCCAUGACUGUGAUCUGCUUCGAGAACAGUAUGAAGAGGAACAGGAAGCCAAGGCUGAACUUCAGCGAUCAUUGUCUAAGGCCAAUGGUGAGGUUGCUCAGUGGAGAACAAAAUACGAAACAGAUGCCAUUCAGAGGACUGAAGAGCUUGAAGAAGCCAAAAAAAAGCUAGCACAGCGUCUACAGGAAGCAGAAGAACAGAUUGAGGCUGUAAAUUCCAAGUGUGCCUCACUGGAGAAGACAAAAGUGAGGCUGCAGAAUGAAGUAGAAGAUCUCAUGCUGGAUGUAGAAAGAUCAAACGCAGCAGCCGCAGCUCUGGACAAGAAGCAGAGGAACUUUGAUAAGAUUCUUGCAGAAUGGAAACAAAAGUAUGAAGAAAGUCAGGCAGAGCUAGAUGCAGCCCUGAAGGAGUCACGUUCUCUGGGCACAGAACUCUUUAAAGUGAAGAAUGCUUAUGAAGAAUCUCUGGAUCAACUUGAAACUUUGAGAAGGGAAAACAAAAAUCUUCAGCAGGAAAUUUCAGAUCUAACUGAGCAGGUUGGGGAAUCUGGUAAGUAUAUCCAUGAACUGGAAAAAGCAAAGAAACAGAUAGACCAAGAAAAGUUUGACAUUCAAAGUGCACUGGAGGAAGCUGAGGCAUCUUUGGAACGUGAGGAAGUUAAAGUCGUACGAAUUCAGGCUGAGUUAAAUCAGGUGAAGUCAGAGAUUGACAGAAAAAUUGCUGAGAAAGAUGAGGAACUUGAUCAGAUGAAGAGAAGCCAUCAGCGGGUUGUAGAGUCUAUGCAGAGUGCACUAGAAGCUGAAAUCAGAAGCAAAAAUGAUGCCCUGAGACUGAAAAAGAAAAUGGAAGGUGAUCUUAAUGAAAUGGAAAUUCAGUUAAGCCAUGCAAAUCGUCAGGCUGCUGAAGCACAAAAACAGCUUCGAAAUGUACAGGGUCAGCUCAAGGAUGCACAACUUCACUUAGAUGAUGCCAUUAGAAGCAAUGAUGACUUGAAGGAACAGCUUGCCAUGGUAGAGCGCAGAAGUAGCCUCAUGCAGGCUGAGAUAGAGGAAAUGAGAGCUGCAUUAGAACAGACAGAAAGAGCUCGGAAAGUGGCUGAACAGGAGCUCUUGGAAUCAAAUGAACGAGCACAGCUUCUGCACUCUCAGAACACUGGUCUACUUGCCACAAAGAAGAAACUAGAAACUGAUGUUUCUAAUCUUCAAAGUGAAGUGGAAGAAGCAAUACAAGAAGCGAGAAAUGCAGAAGAAAAGGCUAAGAAGGCCAUCACAGAUGCGGCCAUGAUGGCUGAGGAGCUGAAGAAGGAACAGGACACCAGUGCCCAUCUGGAGAGGAUGAAAAAGAACCUGGAUCAGACCAUUAAGGAUCUGCAACAUCGUCUGGAUGAAGCAGAACAGUUAGCACUGAAGGGCGGAAAGAAACAGAUCCAGAAGCUGGAAGCUCGAGUACGUGAACUUGAAAAUGACCUUGAGGCAGAACAGAAACGAGGUGCUGAAGCUAUAAAAGGGGUUCGCAAAUAUGAAAGAAGAGUCAAGGAACUCACAUACCAGACUGAGGAAGAUAAGAAGAACGUUCUGAGAUUACAGGAUCUGGUGGAUAAAUUACAACUCAAGGUCAAGGCCUACAAGAGGCAGUCUGAGGAAUCUGAGGAGCAAGCCAAUACAAACCUCUCCAGAUUCCGUAAAGUUCAGCACGAUCUCGAGGAAGCAGAGGAGCGGGCUGACAUUGCUGAAUCCCAAGUCAACAAACUCAGGGCUAAAAGCAGGGACAUUGGUUUCAAGAAAACACAAGCUGAAGAGUAGAAACUUCCUGCUAUGAAGAACAGAUGAAGUUCAUACAAUAUGAAUUUCUCCUGUAACAGCAGCACUGUUUGUAAUGUUGUACAUCAUCAAUAAAGCUUUGCAUUUCA